Otolemur garnettii (small-eared galago) is the source of this 3395-nucleotide messenger RNA. It is a transcript of the gene CEP126, whose product is annotated as centrosomal protein 126. The transcript is spliced from 11 exons. Gene Ontology annotation, biological process: non-motile cilium assembly; cytoplasmic microtubule organization; mitotic spindle organization. NCBI's taxonomy places the organism in Eukaryota, Metazoa, Chordata, Mammalia, Primates, Galagidae. Bases 21 to 3395 code for a protein of 1124 amino acids. Gene Ontology annotation, cellular component: centrosome; ciliary base; midbody. The record is from RefSeq and is a predicted model, not a curated record.
AGGCCGCGCGGAGGUGAAGGAUGCUGGCGGGGAGGCCCGGAGCCCGGAGCGCGGUGGCGGGACUGGGCCCUGAAUCCGCGGACACCCUCGACAGAGCCCCCCUCGGCCCUCGGGACAGCGGCAGGCGUCCCCGACCUGGCGCUUACCUAGAGAUGAAAAUCCACCUAGAGAAGAAUUUAGAAGAAGAACGCCAAAUACUACUGCAGCAACAAAAACUAUGUCGCCAUCGAGCACGUAAAUAUUUUAUGGAGUCAAAUAGGAGAAAAAAAGCUUUUGAAGAAAAACGAAAAGAACAAGAGGAAAAAGAAUACCAAAUCAGAGAACAAAUACUUCAACAAAGAAAACAGAAGUUUGAAGAAGUUACUGAAAAAUUCCAGCGUGCCCAUAUUCCUCUUUCACAGCGGAGGAAAUCAGUUUUUCAAAAAUCAGUUCCUCCAUUAGAAGAAGCCCUCAAACAAAUACAGGAAUCCAAUUUAAAAUCAGAAGGAAAUCUUCCCUCUUCCCAUAGACCAACAAAAAACUGGAGAACUAUAGAUUCUGCCUUGCCUUCAGCAUUGUCAAAAAAUGAUCACAACCAUCAGAAACAACUGUUAUCCAAAAUCAAUUGUAAUAAAGAAAUGAAGGAAAACAUCAGGGCAAACUUAACUACUAAUAAAAAUGUAUACCAGCUUAAACUGGAGGAGACUCAGAGACUCCUAGAAGAUCAGCAUCUAAGCAGUUUGCAAAAAUUUUGUGAUGACAUUAACCAGAUAACCAAUUCUGAAACACUCUCAAGUAUAGACAGUCUUGAGGCUGGACAGCAUGAAGAAAUAUAUUUAACACUUCAUAAGGAGCCGUCUAUAUCAAUUCAGCAGAAUACCACUUCCCUCAAAUCAGCAAAUUUGCAAUCAACUAAUCUAAGCUGCCAUGAUGAAGAUAAGCUGUCAUUCUCUAAAACUCAACAUAUAAAUAAUUGGCUUACGAAUUUAGAUGCUCCAGAUACUCGGACUGUCACACCUUUCUCAGAUAUUUUAAGUAAAUCCAGUGUUCUACCUUCAUGGGAAUAUUUUAGUAGUAAAGAACAAAAUCAAUCUAAUUUGAGUAGAACUAUGGAAAAAGCCUCAAAUACUGCUAAUAAUCCAGAAGCCUUUGUACGUUGUCCGACCAUAUUUGUACUAGAUAAAAAAAGUGAAAAGACCUCUGAAACUAGCACUAUAAGGACAACUGACUCCACUUCUGAAGCAUUCAAAAAAGAGAGGCCAUUAGUUGCUCAGAACCCAGCAUUUAAAUUCAGCAAAGCCUGUAGCACUUCAGAUUCUGCACCCCAGGAAAUGGCUACAUUUUUGGACCAAGAGAAAUAUUCUGAAUUAACUCAAAAAAAUAGAACUACUUCUGUUCCUACCUCAUGCAUACCAAUGGCAACGCCUUUAGUUUUGCCAUCUAAUAUGCAAUCGGCUAGAACUUUAGCAAAGAAUAGUAUAUAUAUAAAGGAAGUCAACCCAAUACAGUGUUCUGAUAAGGUAGAUGAAUUCACAGAUGAAAAAAUAAAAUAUCUUAAUUGUAAUAAGGGAGAGUUGCCUUUAUUUUCAGACAGUUUUCAAACUGCGUACAUACCUCACAAUACUGACUCCAAAGAUGAAAAACAAACAUCAACAUCAUUGUCUAAUAUGAUUCCUAAUUAUGACUUAGUUAGCCAGCACCAGAAGAUAAAACACAACAUGCAUGAGCAAAAUGGUGUGAGGUUUCUUAAAGGUAUUUUAAAGAAAGAGUCUAAAUAUGAACAUGAUUAUCUUAAGGCACUAAUUGUUAAUCAAGGCUUGAAUUUUGGAAAUCAAAAAGCAGCAGCUAUCAGAGAUAGUAUUGAGUUAAAAAAGGAGAAAGAAAAAAGUAUAGAAAUCAUAAAGACUAUUAAAAAACUGAGGUGGUUUGAUGAAGCUAGUGAUAUAAAAAACAAUGAGGAAGACUGUCAUUCACUGAAGAAUAAAACAGGAAUAACUCGACAGUGGUCUCAACAAGUCCACAUUAAAAGUGGUGCUGGCAGCAGCAUAAUUAACGUUCCUGCUAGUGCUGGAAAUUCUGCUGAUAGAAAGAAGUCUGAGGAUGAUGCUUCCUCUGAAAAUGUCACUGCUUUAGGAGGAUCCAGAACAGACCAUGACCCUUUGAACUGUUCUGUACCUUCAGGUUGUAACUUUGCUAAACAAGCCUGGCCAGCCCCCCAGAAUGAGGAAAGUAAGAUCCCUGUACAUAAAGGUGAUUCUAAAACUCAGAAAGGUAACCCACAAAAAGGUGGAGCAAAAGUAAUUAUAAGAACAGGAUCUGCAAAAGUCCAGUCUGGCUAUGUGUAUAAAAACAGGAGAGGCGCUGUCGUCCGUCCACAGUCUGCAAGCAGAGUCAAUGCAUUUAUACGAACGCAGAGCAAAGCAAGUAUGCCACAGCUUCCUCCUAAAUCUACAUCGAAUAGUAGUAGUAAAAAUACAAUGCAAGUGUCUCAUUGUCAAUCAGUAAUACCUGAAAAUUCUCAAAACAUUAGUACACAUGACUUUUUAAAUUCAAAACACACGUUUCCAAUGGAGUACAGUUUCAGUCAGAGGAAUCAAGAAAGUAGUCCUCCACUCUCAAGUGCUUGUUCUGACCUGGUCACUGUGAUGCCAUCUCUACCAUCUUACUGUUUUUCUGAAUGCCAAACUUUAACAAACAUAAAUUAUCCAAAUGGCACUCAAACGGUCGCCCAGCAAAAUGGGACAGUAUAUUGCACCCAUAUUCAGCAUCCUGCUGAAGAAAGUUGUCAGUCUGUGACUCUUAAAACUACUGAAGAAGAAUCAAUCCCUUUGUGGAAAAGAGGACAUAAUAUCCUGCAUCAAAAUGAGAAGGCUGCUGAUUCUACUGUUAGGAGAAGAAAAGGAAUUGUCGAAAAUAAACGAAGAAGUCUUUUAGAGCAGAAAAGACAAAACCUUGGAUCUGUAGGACACAAGUACAAUAAGCAAAUGAAUAAUUUUAGACAAACUGUGCAACUAAGUUCAAGUGAGCCAAAACAAACCACAAGGGGGACUCCUAAUAUUGAAGAAGUUUCAGAUAGUACCUCUGAGUUUCUGAUGAUUGAAAAUCUAAUGAAAGCAUCAGUGCCUGAGGAUAAAAUUCUAACUGUCAUAAAUAGCAAGCAGUUACAGAAACGUAAUCUGGCUUUAAAUAAAACCCAACAAUUCAACAUCUGUACCCUGUCAGCUGAAGAACAGAAGAUUCUACAGUCCCUUAAUCAUCUCAAUGAAAGGUUGCACUAUGUACAAGAAACCAUUUGCAAAAAUCCAUCAAUCAGAAAUACUUUAAAAAUAGUACCAUUUCUGCAAAGUAGGUCACACAAGGACUUCCUGGGCUUCAAGGCCCUGCUGGGCUCUGGGCAUAGCAGUAAAGAACACUGA